GUUUGAUGCCCAUUAGCACCUUUAGUCCUUGAUACUCAUCAAGGAUGUCGUUACGUUAUCACGCCGGUGUCUGAGGCAAUUAAGGCGGCGGCUUAAACGUUUUCUCAGGGCGGGCCGUUUGGCUUAAUGUAUGCACGACGAGUUACGGCAAACGUCAUACAUCAGGAGAUGUAAGUCCGAUACGUGACUUGCAAUUAUGGGAUGGGUAGUCGGCCCCGAUGCAUUGUAGGAAGGUAUUGAUUAUCAGACAGGCCUCCGUCCAGGAGAGGCCGUGGCUGGGAUGUGGUCGAGCCGGUGGAGCUACGCGUGCGCACUGAUGUCACCAUCUCCUUCCCGGCCCUGACUCGGGCUCGCUCGACGCAGGGGAAGUCAUGCUGCCGGGCGAGCCCUCCCCCAUCCUCUAGGAGCCAACCGAUCCCGACCCGCAGCCGCGAAGAGGUCUCUAACGUGGCCCCUUUGGAAGCCAUGGAGGUCGAUACCACAAAAGACAUGGGGAAAGAGGACUCCUUUACCCCGCUUGCCUUAGCCGCCACCCCGGACGUACGGGAGGUGAAGCCCGUGCAAUGUGUGCCAACAUCCACCGUGGGCACGGGCUACACCUCAUACCGCAAGCCGUCCCGGUUCCGACGGUUUGCCAUGGAUACAGACAUCCAUGGCAUGAAACACCUCAUCAAGCGGGGACCGAUCCGGCGUACCGCCUGGGUGCUCAUGCUACUCCUCUCUCUCGGCCUCAUGUCCUUUGAGUGCAUGGAAAGCCUUAUCUAUUACUUUGAAUACCAUCAUGUCACCAAAGUAGAGCUACAAUACGCGAAGAACAUGACCUUCCCGGCGGUAACUAUCUGUAACAUGAACAAAUACCGGAGGUCAGCGCUUAAGAUGAGGGAUCUGGCGACCGUCGGACCGUAUAUAGGGAUAGUGGAUCAGACCAAAUUCCAGCUAAAGAACGAACAUUUAUAUCCUAAGGAUUGGGUGGACUUCGUCAAAAUGCAUGAUUUAAAGACGAUAUCAAAGACAUCACGAUUUCCAGAACUGUCCAAAUUUGUCAAGCGCGUCGGACAUCAAAUCAAACACAUGAUCAUCAACUGCGAACGCGAGACGACAAACUCAAACUUUUCUCCUAGAUGCUCGGAAAAAAACUUCACGCACAUAUUCACGCAUCUCGGCAACUGUUUCACAUUUAACGCGGCACCAGUCUCUGGGGGAACCGUGCUCUCUUCAAGCAAGCCCGGAGAGGGAAAUGGACUUAAAGUAACCAUCAACAUCGAGAAUGACGAGUACAUGGCCACCGAUGACGUCGGUGGUGACGCAAUGGAUGCCGGGAUAAAGGUCAUGGUUCAUCCCCAACACGAACCGCCAUUUGUAAAAGAGUUAGGCUUUGCGGUUUCACCAGGGUUUCACACGUUUGUGGCUAUCAGGAAAGAAGUGAUCACAACACUUCCCGCACCUUACGGUGACUGUCAGGAAAAAGGGAGCCAAAAAUACUUUCCCCACUACUCGUUAUCGGCCUGUCGGAUAGAGUGUGAGACAGAAUACGUGAUUAAUGAGUGUGGGUGCAGGCUAGUAGAAAUGCCAGGUAUGUCAGGAAACGUCCCCGUGUGUACCCCGAAAAUGUACGAGUGUGCAUAUGGCAAGCUAUUGGCAGUCACGGAGGGCGAUUUAUGCGCCUGCCGAUCACCAUGUCACAACGUCCAGUACAACGUCAAGUUGUCGACACUCAAGCUGCGGCCAAAAAGCGUGGCGGAAGUACAAAGGAUGGAGGCCGAUUUUGAGAUGUCAGACAAGCAAAUUCAUGACAACAUUGCGGUUCUAAACGUAUACUACGAGGCUUUAAACUAUGAGUCGAUCGUACAGAUCCCAGCCAUCGAGACAGAGGGGCUAUUGGGUGACCUUGGCGGGCAGAUGGGACUAUUUCUGGGCGCGAGUUUCCUUACACUGGUGGAGGUAUUCGAAUAUCUUAUGGACGAGCUCUAUGGGAGGGUGCUCAAGAGAUGUUGCCGGUGCAAGGCUACCGCAUCUGCCCACUCCGGAUCACCCUCGGCGGACGUUCUGAGUGUGAACAUCAACGGCAGUGCCACACAGCUCCCGCAGACCAGCCGCGUCGGAGAGCGGCCACGAGUACAGACCGCUGGAACAAAUGACAACAUUUUGGUGCUAAACGUAUACUACGAAUCCCUGAACUACGAACUGAUUCAGCAGAUGCCGGCAAUCGAAACGGAGGGGCUUCUAGGUGACCUGGGAGGACAGAUGGGACUCUUCCUGGGCGCCAGUUUUCUGUCACUGGUGGAGAUAUUCGAAUACCUGAUGGACGAGCUCUACGACUAUGGGAAAGUGCUCAGGAGAUGCUGCAAGUCCAAAGCAGCAUCGGGAGCAACCAACUCUUCCCAUUGUGCUGACGUCGUGAAUUUGAACAUCAACGGCAGUGCCACACAGCUUCCUCAGACCAGCCGCGCAUGACGUGAGACUUUGGGGACGGCGCCAAAUGUUGUACGUACUUAGCCUCCGUUGCAGUCUUCGGAACGGUGCG
Molecule: messenger RNA, 2524 nt
Organism: Branchiostoma floridae (Florida lancelet)
Lineage: Eukaryota; Metazoa; Chordata; Leptocardii; Amphioxiformes; Branchiostomatidae
Product: acid-sensing ion channel 2-like
Exons: 13
Coding region: 466-2454 (662 amino acids)
Biological process (GO): sodium ion transmembrane transport
Cellular component (GO): membrane
Molecular function (GO): ligand-gated sodium channel activity
Source: RefSeq, a predicted model, not a curated record